AUGCGCGAAGUCAACUUUAGCAUCCCUAAUGUGAACAAGGCCUCGGUCAACAUCACCACUACCCUUUACGACCGGCGGGCCUUGGAUUGCACAUCAACACUACCGCUCAUCAACUCGCUCAACCAUCUUGCAUACCUCACCACCUCAUCGGCGCGGAUUCGAGACAUCCUCACGGUCGAUGGCGGGAUUGAACGAUUGGUGUGCAUCCUCAAGGAGGGUCGGAGCAAGGAUCUGAUGGAAAUGUGGAAAUGGAGCCUCGCCUUUCAAUGUGUCGUCAACAUUGGAGUCCGUGGCUCUGAGAGUGUCCGAACGAGGGUUGUGGAAGCCGAUAUGGUUCCCGUGAUUGCCACUAUCCUGGACAAUUACAUCAAGGUGGUUGACAAAGUGCGAUCGCGUGCCGACCCCGAGCUUCAAAAGCAUUCGUCUUCUUCCCGACAUGCCAAACCGGGUGUGAGCCGAGAUAUCCCUGGGCGGACGGCUGCCUUGGAUCCCAACUCACACGCCGAAUCACGCCACUCCCGCCGACAGGCUCCUCCUGCUAAUAUCGAAAUCCCGCAGCCUUUUGAGCAGGAUAAUCAACCCACAGACUCCGAUGCCAUGGAUAUUACAUCUCCUCCCCGUGUGCCUAUGACCUCGCCGCCGGAACGAAGCACCUUUGGUCAGGAAGCCCAUACUCACCGGUCCAAUGAUGGACGCCACCCACGUGCCAGCCAUCGCCUUCGGACCAUGCAGCCUCUGGCCACCGCUGUGCCUCCUAUGGACGCCGCCGAUGGCUUUGGGCUGCGACCCGUGCGCGACACGGAGCGUAUUCCCAGCAUGCUUCCCAGCCUGCAGACUGGGAUCAUCUCACAGCCUGACUCUCCAACAACCCCAAGUGGGCCUCUUCAAUCUCAAUCUCGAAGUGUUCCCCAGACAACUGCCCCGAGACAACGCCCUGCACUCCAACAGCAACAAUCCGCGUCGGGUGAAUCGGACGAUGCCAACGGGGAGGACUCGGCAAUGGGAGAUGACAAUGUCUUGGGACAAACCACCGAGCCCAUCGUGGGGCUCCCGAACCGGAUGGAGAUUGAUGAUGUUGGCGAGCAGCAGACGACCAUGCUGGAUGACGUCUCGACCACCCAUGGCCUGACGGUCACUGAUCCGUCCGAAGAGAGCCAGGAGGCAGAGACAUUUAACAUCACGCAUCGCUCUGCGGUCGAUGGCAGCAUCAUCAACAAUGGCAACACUCAAACCAACGGCGGAUUGGGUCUCUCUCCGACCCAAGCACCCAACAACACGAAUUCCCCCACCCUCGCACCGAGUCCCUACGCUCUGUACCUUCGCGAGCGCAGUGCACCCCCAACCCAAGGCGUCUUGACCACUAUGCCUCGUGACGAGGAUGUCUUGAUGUCUCUGCAGCUGUUGGCAUACGUCUCCAAAUACUGCAACCUCCGAUCCUACUUUCAGCAGUCUCACCUCGUCCCGAAACUCAAGAUUGACCGCGAACUCCACCUCCUGGACGACACCGCCGACCCUUUAUCUCCCGUGGAAGCACCUGAGGAGGAAGACGAGUAUCUCUUGCCGGAUGAUGUCAACAUUUUCCCCCUGGUUGAAAAAUUCACUGUUCGACACCACUCGAAGGACAUGCAGUACUGGGCGUGCGUAGUCAUGCGGAAUCUUUGCCGCAAGGAUGAGUCGCGAGGCGGGAUUCGGCAGUGUGCGUACUACAAGUGUGGAAAGUGGGAGGAGUUCCAGCGCCAGUUCGCCAAGUGCCGCCGUUGCCGCCGUACCAAAUACUGCAGCAAAGAUUGCCAGAAGGCGGCGUGGGUAUACCACCGCCACUGGUGCCACACGACCCCUUGA
Molecule: messenger RNA, 1842 nt
Organism: Penicillium alfredii
Lineage: Eukaryota; Fungi; Ascomycota; Eurotiomycetes; Eurotiales; Aspergillaceae
Gene: samB
Product: MYND-type zinc finger protein MUB1
Exons: 1
Coding region: 1-1842 (613 amino acids)
Biological process (GO): establishment or maintenance of cell polarity; ubiquitin-dependent protein catabolic process
Cellular component (GO): MUB1-RAD6-UBR2 ubiquitin ligase complex
Source: RefSeq, a predicted model, not a curated record